Alternaria rosae is the source of this 334-nucleotide messenger RNA. RefSeq lists its product as uncharacterized. The annotation marks the transcript as partial. NCBI's taxonomy places the organism in Eukaryota, Fungi, Ascomycota, Dothideomycetes, Pleosporales, Pleosporaceae. The record is from RefSeq and is a predicted model, not a curated record. The transcript has a single exon.
GCCAUGUUGCGGAACAUCAUACGAUUGCUGAGCAACGGCGAAUCCAGCCAGUGGUGUCUUUUUACGACCACGAGUGGAUAUACUGGAUCGGCUAUGCGGGAGCUUCAGCGUGGUGAUGUCGUUUGUAUCUUGUUUGGAUGCGCUUUGCCACUCAUUCUGAGACCCCAACCUGACGGAACACAUGUGAUUGUCGACGCCGGUUAUGUAAACGGGAUCAUGGGCGGGGAGUUUCUGAGAGACAAAUCACAGUACACGGACACAGAGUUCCUCAUUAGCUGAGGAGUUCUACUGGAGGCUGUCAACCUCUACUACCUAGGUAUCUGUUCCUGCUCAG